Molecule: messenger RNA, 3627 nt
Organism: Cordyceps militaris CM01
Lineage: Eukaryota; Fungi; Ascomycota; Sordariomycetes; Hypocreales; Cordycipitaceae
Product: PHD finger domain-containing protein
Exons: 1
Coding region: 1-3627 (1208 amino acids)
Biological process (GO): regulation of transcription by RNA polymerase II
Source: RefSeq, a predicted model, not a curated record
AUGGCAUCGCCCGCGGUCACACCGCAGAAUCCUGCGCCGAGGCGCCGCGGCCGCCCUCCCGGCACCACCAAUGCCGUGCGCGCCGCCCGCGCCGCUGAGGCGGCUCGGCUGGCGGCGUUGGGACAGACCGUGUCGGCGCGUAAAAAGCGCUACGUGCCUGGCGGGCCUGGCGGCGGCGGUAGAUACGUUGACCCGGACAGCCUGCUGAGCGCGAGCGCGAUGACGUCGACACCGCGGACGGGCGGCGCCCCGCCGUCGUCGUCACGCCGCCGCUCUGUAGCUAGUCGGGAUAUUUCGUACGCCGUCUCGCCUGUGCCAUUGCCGCGGCGUGACCGGAGCACACGCACCCGCGCCACGGCCGGCGACGACUUCGAGGAGAUCGAAUGGGGCUCCGCCGCCGCCGUGGCCGCCUCGGUCAAGCAGGCUGAGGACUACAAACCCCGCGAGGAGCGCAGUUGGGAGGAGUUUCACCCGAACCUCGAUAUCGAACGGCGCUUCGUCGUUUUCUCCGCCAAUGAGGUGGACGGCGUUUCCGGGACGCACGAGACGCCGAGCACGCCGUCUAGGCAUACACCAGGUACACCUCGGAAUGGGACCAUGACGCCUAUGCGACAAGGGCACUCCAUGUCGACGGGCAAUACGCCGAACCCGCAGCCCCAAUUUGAUGCUCACAGCCAGCCUGAUUCGCAAUCGGCAGCAGGCACGACGACGCCAUCCCGACGCUCAAGAAGGGCGCUGCGCGAGUCUGUUUCGUUUUACGGCGUGCGCAACACACCUAUGAAUGGCACGCCCCGGACACCACGCAUACUGCCCAUCUCGAACCAGACGCCAAAAGAGCGGCUGGACCUCAAACAGCCCAUGUUCCGCAAGACCAACCGCAUAGAGCUGUUUGAAAGUAAGACGUUUGGGCAGGCCCGUUAUGUCGAUAAGGCUAUGAGCAAUGUAGGAUAUCAAGAAAGCGACCAUUUCCCCCGACCUGACGAGACGUUGCUGCGCGCUAUUGACCUCGGCGCAGAGGACGACGCGGAGCAGUCGCUGGCCUUGCUACCGAUCAAAUCGGAGGAGCACGGCGGCAGCAGCAGCAGCCACGCGCCGCACGCGCAAAAGCUGGGCCGUGUCGAGUACGACAUGGACGAGCAGGACGACAUGUGGCUGGAACAUUAUAAUGCACAACGCAAACAGGCCGACCUGGAACCCAUCACUCGCGAGGUGUUUGAGAUUACCAUGACCAAGAUUGAAAAAGAGUGGCACGCGCUCGAGCGGCGCAUACCCAAGCCAAACCCCAAGCCGCCACAGACACACCGUCCCCGGUCAAGCUCGGCGGCGGCGGUCAAUGGCGAGAUUCAGAGCGGCGGUGGUGGCGGCGCCGGUAGCGAUGAACCAGAUAGCAAGUGUGUCAUCUGCGACGAUGGCGACUGCGAAAACACCAAUGCGAUUGUGUUUUGUGACGGAUGCAACCUGGCCGUUCACCAAGAAUGCUAUGGCGUGCCCUUUAUCCCUGAAGGUCAGUGGCUCUGUCGCAAGUGCCAGCUGUGCGGGCGCGGUGUGCCUACCUGUAUCUUUUGCCCCAACACGGACGGGGCCUUUAAACAGACCAACUCGUCGAAGUGGGCGCAUCUGCUCUGCGCCAUGUGGAUUCCCGAGAUUUCGCUUGGCAACCACACGUUCAUGGAACCGGUUAUGGAUGUCGAGAAGGUGCCCAAGACGCGAUGGAAACUCAACUGCUACAUCUGCCGCCAAAAGAUGGGCGCGUGCAUUCAGUGCAGCAACAAGAACUGCUACAUGGCCUUUCACGCCACCUGCGCGCGGCGCUCAAGGCUCUAUCUUAAGAUGAAGACGAGCCACGGCGCGCUAGCCGUGCUGGACAGCAGUAUGGUCCUCAAGGCGUUUUGCCACAACCACUGCCCGCCUGACUACACGAUAGAGAACAAUGUCCAUCAGGCCACCCGCGCGGCCAAGAAGUUUUACAAACGCAACAUGCGCGGCCGCAUCUGGGCGGACAACCAGGCCAUGGCAAAUGUGCUCGCGGCCCAGCAUAGAGUUGCUGUCACGGACCAUCCUGCCAACGAAGGCCAAGGACCCGGCGCCAAGAGCGCAGGCAUGCUCGGCCACGGCGCGGACGAGCAGACGGGACAGGGCCAGCCGCCCAAGAACCUGUGGAAGCUGCCCUCGGGCGCGCCGAUUAUCCCGCAAGCUGUGUAUGACGUGGUGGAGGCCUCGAUCCAGCGCUUCCCUUUCCGGAAACGCAAGGACUUUCUAGGCGAGGCGUGCCGGUACUGGACGCUGAAGCGCGAGGCGCGUCGUGGGGCGGCCCUUCUGAAGCGGCUGCAGCUGCAGAUGGAGGCCUUCUCGUCGAUGGAGUUGACUAGGCGCGACUUUGCCUCGAUGGGCCCCAACGGCAGGACACGGCUGGCGAGGCGCGUCGAGUUUGCGCAGAAUAUCCUCAGGGAUCUGGAGCAGCUGAAGGCGCUGUCCGAAGAUGUUGUGCAGCGCGAGGAGCUUCGCGUGGAAGCCGUCGAGCUGGAAAAUGACUUUGUGGAUGAGUGCUACUUUCCUGUGGCGAAGCUGCUGGAGCCCGCCAUGGAGAAGGCCAUUUCGCUUGACAAGGACCUGUUCGGAAAAGGUCUCGAGGUCAUCACAGAGCGCAUUGGGCAGCGUCACUAUACAACCGUCAUACUGUUUGCUCAAGAUCUCUGCGACGUGAUUAGCAAGGGCAUCCGGACGCCGCUGCCAGAGGUGCCGGACGAUGCCAGCGCCUCGGGCUCGCGUUUCGAGGGCAUCGCUCCGUCGCUCUCAAAACCUGGCUUUACCGAUAUCCGCGAGCGUCGCAAACUGGGCAAGCGCAUCCUUAAGAGUGUGCAGCCUUUCCUGGAAGCCGCGCUGAAAGUGGAAGCGGAAAUUAGUAAUAAGGCGCCAGAAGCGCUGGUGGCAGAACUGGAAGCGCUCAUUACGACGAGCUUGGACACGACCAAGCCUGUGGAGACGUGCGAGGAUACCGUCAUGGUUGAUGCACAAGACGCGACUGAGAUUACGGUCAAGAGCCUGGCUGGCGAGAACGGUGCCGACUAUACGGAGCCAGAUGCCAUGGACACGGCUGAGGACGACGUUGUGCAUGACCAUAUUGAGGUGGACACGUCGGGCCUGAGCAUCGUCGACACGACGACGCUGACGGCAGUCAAGUCGGACAAGAGCCUCCAAGCGGCGACACGAGGUGUCGCGGGCUCCUCCUCAGCGUCACCCGACGACUAUGCCGCUCUAGCCCAGCCGCCGCAGGAGGGACCGCCCACCCCGCCGCAAUCGAACGGCAGCCUAGGCCGGCGGGAUCCCACGGAUCCGCUGACUGAGGGCGGCGUUCUGUGGCACCUCAAGCCCUUUGAACCACGGGGCACGUCGGCGCUGCUGGAGCACCCGGCGGCGGCCGCGGCGGCCCCUGGCGGUUUUGACGCCGCGAGGCUGCUGAGCGAGGACCUGACGGACCUUGACGAGGUUGAGCUCAGGGGCCGUGGCGCCAUGAUGGCUGAAGGCGUCGAGGAGGAGGUGGAAGCGGCGGCCGAGGAAGAAGUCGCCGUGGCCAAGACUAAAACGAGCAGGGCGCGCACGCGGCGCGCAUCGGGCCGUCAGCGAUGA